This is a messenger RNA of Oncorhynchus gorbuscha (pink salmon), 1317 nucleotides long. RefSeq names its product adrenodoxin-like. The transcript is spliced from 4 exons. The coding region runs from base 36 to 680 and encodes 214 amino acids. The record is from RefSeq and is a predicted model, not a curated record. Gene Ontology annotation, biological process: P450-containing electron transport chain; positive regulation of oxidoreductase activity. Gene Ontology annotation, molecular function: 2 iron, 2 sulfur cluster binding. NCBI's taxonomy places the organism in Eukaryota, Metazoa, Chordata, Actinopteri, Salmoniformes, Salmonidae. Gene Ontology annotation, cellular component: mitochondrion.
GGGAGACAUCCACUUAAGGGUUGCAAGUGGGGUAAAUGUUUUGUGGCGCUUACAUUUCUCUCUUGCCUGGGUACAUUGAUACACUCCUGAACUUGCAUCAAUUGCUAAUUUUUGCUAUUUUACAUCGACGUUGGGGCAACAUGUCGGUUGCGUCUGCAUCAAUACAGUUUUUUACUCGUUUGUUACGAUAUCGAACGAAAUGUGGCGUUCCGUUUCACGCAGCAUCUAGGAUUUUAAUAUCACCAUACCUGCCCCAGGUCUUUGGCGGUAAUAAGGUGCUACUGGGCACCUGUGCACAGCCACUCAGGUCAGAGGAGAAGGUGACUGUCUAUUUCAUCAACCGCGAUGGGCGGAAGAUCACCACUUCGAGUGCCAAGGGCGACAGUCUUCUAGACCUGGUGGUCGAACAAAACCUAGAUAUUGAAGGUUUUGGUGCGUGUGAGGGGACCCUGGCCUGUUCCACCUGUCAUGUGAUCCUGGAUCAGAAGGUGUACAACCAGCUGGGGCCCAUCACUGAUGAGGAGAAUGAUAUGCUGGACCUGGCCUUUGGCCUCACUGAUACGUCUCGUCUGGGUUGUCAGGUCUGCCUAUCCAGAGAUCUGGAGGGCAUAACGGUCCGUGUGCCAGACCGGGUGAACGACAUGCGGCGGUCUGAUGAUGCUGGACCUACUACACUGUAAAGCAUCUUGUUUUUACAGGAUUAUACAAAAGUAACAGUAAAGUACUAUAUUAAUGAUUAAUUGCCCUAAAUUGAAAUGCAAUCUGGGUGGUUUUAGGUGUAACUGAUUAAUUGAUACUAUACAAUUCCUAAGAAACUUGGUUUAACAGUACAUUCCUGUUAAAAAGUGCUAUAUUUCCAAUGGUUCUGUAAUUCCACCCCACAGAAUACUGUACCCUUCCCUGUAGUGGGUUCAUGGUAUUGUUAUUUUCAUUAACAAAUUAUGAGGUGUGCCUUGUAAGAGGCUGCAACGUUGCAUUUGUUCCACCGGUUAGUGAGCGUGAGGUACCAAUUUAACUGAUACAGUGGUAGUAGUGCCUCAACAAUUGAAUGUGCAUACAGUAGGGGACAGAUUGGAGUGGCAGCAAGUCUUAAACCUUUAAUGGUUUAGUAUUUGCCAUGUUCUUUGGUCUGUUUUACCCUGCAUUCACUGCCAGUUUAGAAGCCUUUGUUAAGGUCUCUAGAAGUGCAACUGAUAUACAGUACCAGUCAGAAGUUUGGACACACCUACUCAUUCAAGGGUGUUUCUUUAUUUUUACUAUUUUCUACAUUGUAGAAUAAUAAUGAAUACAUAAAAACUAUGAAAUAACACAUAUGGA